UAAUCACCAGCGUCUAUCCAAGCAAUCCAAAGGCUUUUGAAGAUCAUUUCAGAUUUUGUAUGGAAAAAAUGAUAAAAAGUCGCGAUGUAAAUUUGGUCAACUCUUUGGCUUAUCUCUUGCAAGAAGUGUCUAAGAAACAGGCAAAGCUGUUUACCAGUGAAGAUAUUCAGAUGCUGUUUGAGAAGGCUCAGAGGAAUACAAACUGGCAAGUGUGCGUUCUUCUGAUUCUGCAAGAAUUAGCAAAACGAUGUCCAGAGAAAAUGAUUGACCAUAUAAGCUUUCUGUUAGACAGAUCAGCUUGGCCAAGUCAUGUUGCAGUAUAUUUCAUUACUGACAUAAUGAAGACCUUGGCGUUAUUUCAAAAAGACGUUGCAUCUUCCAUUGUCGGUGCAAUAUUUCUGUAUUUGAAGUCAACUCAAGAGAAACAGGAGCAGCUACCAUUGUUUUCUGCACUGGACGCCAUAUGUUUUAAGUAUCCUGGUUUGUUGAACCGACAAGACGUGGAGGCUAUAAGUCCAACAGAUCCAGAUGUUGUACGUCAGAAGCACACACUUCUGAAUAUAAUUGAUGGCAAGACACCUAAUGAUCUGGCCGAAAAACUGAAAAAGCACGAAGAAGACUUAGACGAACUGGUUGGAAGAGUAGAUGAAACUGAAGAGUUUGUCAAUGAGGUCAAAGAGGAAGUCACUCAACAAUCGGAACAACUCGGUCAAGUGAAACAUGACGUCAAGGAACAAGGGAAGAAAUUAUCCACUGUUAAAUUAGAUGAGCCUAACAUUAAAGUGGAAGGAUUUGACCCAAUGACACUUGUUCAAAGUCCAUUCAGUACUAGAGAUUUAACUCAGCUCUUGAAUACAAAUCAAAAGUUGCAAAGUAGCCAAUUAGGUUACAACAAUGAAGCUUUUAGAGGUCUGGCACACGCUGGUAUGGCUUCAUUAGAUAGAUGGGACACUACUCGUCAAACAAGUGAAGCAGCUCUGAAUGCUUCAACACUACACCUUGAAAUGGACAUGCCUGAUGUAAAUGCUAUGAUGGACUAUGCCAUGAGAAAUGCAGCUACAGCGUAUUCUAAGUGGUUGUCUCCAUCUUGUGAAGAAUUUACAUUAAACAAAAGAGAAACACUAUCGCAUGGGUUUCAGACUGACCUAUUUAAAAAGGAUGAAUCAGUUCCAAAGACUUCUUACGUUCAAGAAUUCGAUGACUUGUUAAAUCAAAUGCAACAUAUUCAAAACAAGAUGUCAACAUGUGACAUUGUAACGCCAGAGUCCCAUUCAAGACAAAGUUCAUCAGAUGUAACAAAGCCAGAUAGAAAAGCAGCAACUAGUACAGCACACAAUGAAUAGGAACAUCACGUUCACCUAGACAGAAACAAGAAAAGAAAAAAUAAAUAAAGCCUCGAAACUAUUUAUAGCAACGGACAAUCCAAUCAACCAUUUCAAGCUUCCUCAAAACCUCGAACCAGUUCUAGCAACUUAAAAACAAAAACAAAAAACAACGUCCAUUUUAUGUUCAUCCAUGUGCCUUAAAAAAAAUCCAGAACCAAAGAUCCCCACAGGAAAAAUAAACAAUUACAUUGAAAUAUUCCCUUCCAGUCGUACAACUAAGCCAUUUACAUGUUGAUUUAAAUUCUAAAAUGUUUUUUCGUAAAAUGUUUUACAUGUUUCGGAUGUUCCUUCAGAGUUGAAGACAAACUACUUCAAAGCCAAACCUCCCGCAGGACAACGGGCAGGGUUUGAACCCAGGACCAUCGGUAAAUCCGAACGACAUUCCAGCGUGCAAACCGCACGACGAGGCAGCCAUCUUUAACUGAUGUCACAUUAAAGCAACGAAGACACCAGUUCUAUCAGUUGAGAGCUUUCUGUAUACUCCUUUCAUUCUUUAAAACGAUAUUAUGUCAGUACCGGGGUUAAGAAAGUGAAGUCACUGUGAUGAAAUGGUAUGGUGUCUCCUAUCCUAUCCUGUUAAAAAGAAUUAACUAAUGUUACUAAGUAUAACUGUAAGCACAAACAUAAUUUAGAAGAAAGAAAAGUUUUAUAUUUAUUUCGAAGUAACAGUUUAUGUUAAUCACGAUAUAUAAAAAAAAAUGUCUGUGCUCUAUUCAAUAGAACGAACACAACUCUGGAUUUAGUUCUCAUUUUUCACAAUAUAUAAAUAAAUAAUAAAUAUAAGCAUCUGGUAGGGGCCGCCUCUGAGUUUGUAUAAUAACGCAAUUCUCUUUGCACUCUUGUUUUAUGUUUAGUAUACAUAUGUUUAACGUUUGUAUAAUUUGUUUUAGUUUGUGAAAACGUUUUUGCGGGUGUAGACAUGGGUGGGUGCACAGUCUGCUCUGUGUACAUCGGGCGUCAACAUCUGUAAGCCUACAUGAACAGUGAAAUGUGUUCUGAACGCUUUAUUUGUAUUUAUUUAGCCUUUGUAUAUAAGGUAGUAAUCAUUGAUAAAUGACCCAAUAGGGAAAAGUGGCUUUUUUAUUUCCUUAUCUCUCUGACCUUUGCUGUUUGGAGUUAACAUAGAAAAUACGAGUUUAGUAUCAGUAUCGUAUUCACGGUACGUGGUCUAGAUCUAACGACUACUUUUGGUUUUCUGUCAGCCAUUCUUUCUUUGUUGUUAAAAUUGUUGCAUAAACGUACAGGUCCUCUUUAAGGCAGCGAAAUUUGUUCAAAAAUUAAUUACUAUAUUUUAAGUUCGAUCCAGAUUCCCCUUGCUUAAAAUAGGUGCAGUAUAGUUCUCUAGAUUCAUAUACUUUGUUGUUAAGAAAUAUAGAUCUUAAGAUCUAAUAUAUGUGUAUCUUUUAUAUUAAUACUUGUAUUCUGCUUCUUACAGAUAAAAAUGAUUAUGUUGUAUACUGGUGUAUGUUGCUCGCCAUAUGCUGGUAGCAUUCAUGCACACAUUAUCUUAAACAUGUUUAAUAUGUCCUUAUACCGACAGUGUCCAUAAGAGUAUAAUUGAGUCUUUUGUUUUUAGUUUUGUAUGCAUAGUGUAUGCAAAAAACAAUUCUAAAAUAAAGAUUUUAA
Molecule: messenger RNA, 3011 nt
Organism: Biomphalaria glabrata
Lineage: Eukaryota; Metazoa; Mollusca; Gastropoda; Planorbidae
Exons: 8
Coding region: 60-1343 (427 amino acids)
Source: RefSeq, a predicted model, not a curated record